UUUUCUACCAAAAUACUUGGAGGAGUUGGGAUGAAGAAGAGGAGGAUGAGUACGAUUAUUUUGUCAGAUGUGUUGAACCUCGUUUGAGAUUGCAUUAUGACAUACUUGAAGACCGAGUUCCUUCAGGACUUAUCAUUGACUACCACAAUCUGUUGUCUCAGUGUGAGGACAGUUACAGGAAAUUUUUAAAUCUGAGAAGCAGUUUGUCAAAUUGUAGCUCUGAUUCUGAGCAGGAAAACAUCUCCAUGGUGGAAGGGUUAAAAUUGUAUUCGGAGAUUGAACAGUUGAAACAAAAGCUAAAACUCAUUGAGAAUCCUUUGUUGAGAUAUGUGUUUGGUUAUCAGAAGAAUUCUAAUAUCCAAGCAAAAGGCGUCCGUCCCAGUGGUCAGAAGGUCACCCAUGUGGUCUCCUCCACCAUGAUGACUGGUCUACUGCGGUCCCUGCUCAGGGACAGGCUUUGUGAGGAGCCUUGUAAGGAAGAAAUAGAAAUUCAGUUCCAUAGUGAUCCGUUGUCUGCUAUAAAUGCCUGCUACGAAGGUGACACUGUUAUUGUUUGUCCUGGUCAUUACGUGAUACAUGGCACGUUUUCCAUUGCUGACUCCAUUGAAUUGGAAGGAUAUGGUCUACCAGAUGAUAUUGUGAUAGAAAAGAGGGGCAAAGGAGACACUUUUGUGGAUUGCACAGGUGCAGAUAUUAAAAUCUCCAGUAUAAAAUUUGUUCAGCAUGAUGCUGUAGAAGGAAUCUUAAUCAUUCACCGUGGCAAGACUGUAUUGGAAAACUGUGUACUGCAAUGUGAAACUACAGGAGUCACAGUACGAACAUCAGCAGAAUUUUUAAUGAAAAACUCGGAUUUAUAUGGUGCCAAGGGUGCUGGUAUAGAAAUAUAUCCUGGGAGUACGUGUACCCUGAGUGACAAUGGGAUCCAUCACUGCAAGGAAGGGAUCCUCAUUAAGGACUUCUUAGAUGAGCAUUAUGACAUUCCCAAAAUAUCCAUGGUGAAUAAUAUCAUACAUAAUAAUGAAGGUUACGGCGUUGUCUUGGUGAAACCUACCAUUUUCUCUGACCUGCAAGAAAAUGCUGAAGAUGGAAUUGAAGAAAAUGAAACACUUAAAAUUCAGACAAGUGAAGACACAGAUGCAGCUGAAAGAGUGGAUCUAGAAGAGCUGAUUGAAUGUGCGACCGAUAAAAUGGAGCUUUAUGCAAGCCCUGACUUUUCUGAGCAAGUCGAGGGAAAUUGUGAAAUUGUAAAUGAAUUAGUUGCUGCUUCUACACAAAAAGGCCAGAUGAAGAAGAAAAGAUUGAGUGAAUUGGGGAUCACUCAAGCUGAUGACAACUUAAUGUCACAGGAGAUGUUUGUUACAAUUGUGGGGAACCAGUUCAAGUGGAAUGGGAAAGGGAGUUUUGGCACAUUUCUCUUCUGACCACAAUGAUGUACAUGGAUAGCAAAAUAUUGGAUUUUGCACACGUUGCCCUAAGAAUCACUGCUGCUAUUGUAGUUUGCUUCACAUCUGUAUUUUAUGUUUGAUGUACUGGACUGGGCUUGAAUGAAAUGUUGAUUUAUUUCUAUCUGCAGGUGUUGCACAUAAAACACUUCCUCUUUAUAAGAAAGGUCAUAAAAACAUA
Messenger RNA from Galeopterus variegatus (Sunda flying lemur), 1623 nucleotides. RefSeq names its product SHC SH2-domain binding protein 1 (gene SHCBP1). The coding region runs from base 246 to 1421 and encodes 391 amino acids. The transcript has 9 exons. Gene Ontology annotation, biological process: fibroblast growth factor receptor signaling pathway. The record is from RefSeq and is a predicted model, not a curated record. NCBI's taxonomy places the organism in Eukaryota, Metazoa, Chordata, Mammalia, Dermoptera, Cynocephalidae.